Beta vulgaris subsp. vulgaris (sugar beet) is the source of this 495-nucleotide messenger RNA. RefSeq lists its product as uncharacterized. The record is from RefSeq and is a predicted model, not a curated record. Lineage: Eukaryota; Viridiplantae; Streptophyta; Magnoliopsida; Caryophyllales; Amaranthaceae. The coding region runs from base 1 to 495 and encodes 164 amino acids. The transcript has a single exon.
AUGGUCAAGAAAGGGAUCUAUAUAGUGCCUUUUACCACAGUUGAAAGAAGAGAUCAAGUGUUAUCAGGAAACCCUGUGUUCUUUAAUAAUAAGCCUAUAAUGGUGAAAGCUUGGGAUUCUACCAUAGAUAUUGUGAAGGAGGAUGUGAGAGUUCUGCCUAUUUGGGUCCAAAUGUCGUUGAAUUUCAAAUAUUGGGGGGAGAAUUGUCUCUUUAGGAUUGCUAGUCAGGUGGGGAAGCCUAUAAAAACUGACCAGGCAACAGCUAGAAGGGAUAAGCUGCAGUAUGCUAGAGUAAUGCUGGAAGUGAAGGUGGAUCAGGAAUUUCCAGACACUAUUGAGUUCAUUAAUGAGUGUGACACUAUAGAACAGGUUGGUAUUUUCUAUGAAUGGAAGCCAGUUCUCUGUAUAUUGUGCAACAUUAUGGGUCAUGCUCAAGAGCAGUGCCAAAAGCCUGUGGUGAGGACUGAAUGGAGGAAGAAGGAGGUUAGACCUUAA